AUGAACGACCAACAACACGAUCUUUCCUACCCGGAUCCUGCAUCUGGUUACCAUCUAACACCUUACCCUGAAGUUUCACACCAAACCGAUCCCUACAGCUAUGCCUACGCUCCCCUGCAAGAGGAUUUCUAUCCUCCCAUGCCCCAACCUCUCAUGCAUGAAGGUUUUAUGCCGCGCGGUCCACAGCCUCUGAUGCACGAAGGAUUCAUGCCUAGACAUGACAUGGACGUAGACUCUGACGUUGAUGAAGAUCCAAGUGCUGGUUAUGGUGCUCUACAAGCGCAAUACGGUCUAAACUUCGUCUUGAACCCUCAGAGCUCUCAUACCGAUUUCCAUCACAACACCCAGUUCGGCCCCGAGGGUGGUAUCGUCUACGAAGAUGAAUUCGAGGGAGAAGACCUCCGACUUCAGCGCAGCCGGCUAGACAGCGUCGACCGUGAACUCUUGGAUGUUAGAGACAAUCCUCGCAUAGACCCCGACUUUGCCAUGUCUGAUGCAGGCGGCAGCUCCGAUGACAUGUCCAUCAACUCUGACCUCUUGAACGACAUUCUCGAUGAAGAAAUUGCUGCAGGAUCUCGUGGUCGCGGCAAAGGCCGUGGCCGAGGACGCGGACGAGGUACUGGACGAGGACGACGUGGUUGGAAGUGGGCUAUCAAAGGUACAGAGCACGAUCCCAAGGUGGCUGGAAGAGGUCGUGGCCGAGGUCGAGGCAGAGGGAACGGUGUUCCACGUGGAGAAGGCCGCCGAAAGAACGGCGACAAGAGAAAUACUGUCGCAGAGCCUGAUCCAGAGUUCAAGAGGCUGCAGUCACUCGCCACGCAAGCCUUCUUGAAUAACAACUAUCAGGCCGCUGCAGACUAUGCGCGUGAUGCUGUCAAGGCCAACCCCGAGAUUUUCGCUGCUCACAGUUUGCUGUCCGAGAUUCUUCUGGCACAAGGAAAGGAUCAGGACUCGCUGACUGUGCUCUUGCAUGGUGCUCACACAAGACGUGACCCGGCUUUAUGGUGGACUGUUGCAGAACGAACAUUGGAGUUGGCUGGAGAGAACCGCACUCCUUCUGUUCUUGAACAAGCCGUCUAUUGUUUCGCUUGGGCGAUCAAGCUCGACCCUGAUGACUACGAUGCUCGCCGCGAGAAGCUCAACUUACUUCUCGAAUCUGAUCAACCGGCAAGAGCGAGAGGAGAAGCCAAGAUGAUGGUUCGCCAGAAGCCGCAUGACCUCAACAUCCUCAAACAAUACGCGGAUCUGUGUGCUUACUCGGCGAGUACGCCAGAGAUCCAGCGUGCAAAAGAUGCUUACGAUGUCGCAAUUAACUUCUACUUCAAGGGCCGAUCCCUCGGUGUCCCAGAGACGCAAUGGUCUCAUCUCAAUGUUUACCUGGAUCUGGUCGAGAAGUGCGAGAAUCCCACACAAGCAGCUUUCCACCUCAGAAAGCUUUCGAGAUGGUUGCUUGGAAGAAAAGAAGACACUUUCUGGGACGAAUUGACAGGAGACGACAGAGAGUUUGACAAUGACGACGUUCCUCGAAGGAUACAAAUCCCGGAGUUCAAGUACAGUCGAUACACAAACAAGAAGGAGAUGUACGGCGAAGGUCUGCCCUUGGAGCUGCGUGUCAAACUCGGUCUCUUCCGUGUCAAGAUCAGUAGAGCUGAUCUUCCCGAGGCCAUGCGCCACUUCCAGCAGCUCCUUGACCUCAAAGACGAAGUUGCAGAUUACUUCGAUCUGUUCAGAGAUGUUGCCGAGGCUCUGAUUGAGCAAACCUAUUACGCAGAGGCCAUUCUCUUCUACGAGCCCAUUAGAUCAGUGCCCGAGGCAUGCGAUCACGACUACUACAUGAAGCUUGCAGACUGCUACAUGAUCUUCAAUCGCAACGCAGACGCAGAGUCUUGCUGGAAGUUCAUUGUCGACAAUGAUCCAGAAGACAUCAAGUCGCGUAUCGCGUUAGCCAAAUUGUACGAGGCUGAGCAGAGAAUGGCAGAGGCUGUUCCACUGGUUCACGAGGUUAUUAGACUCGGCCGAAGUGAUGCAGUGAAGAAGGCCAAGAUUACUGUCGACAAGCCUCCACCACCGAGAACUCUCGCACCUCUCAUGCCGCGACCUGAGCAGACUGCGCCUACCAGGAGAGUUGCGGGUCCAGUAUCUAGGCACUACUCCUUGGGCCCGAUGCCUGAGGAUGUCGACGAUGGCCGCGAUGGCGACUAUCAGGACGAAGGACACGACGACGCGGAAGAAGAAGAGGACGAUCAGGAUGAGGGUGAAGAAGAUGAUGAUGAGCGAUUCAUCGCCUUCCGCCCUGGCAAACGCGGUCGCCCAAAGACAGCAAAACAGAAGGCUCCUAGAGCAGCGCGUGUGUCUCAAACCUACGAACGUCUUCAACAGCAAGAUCAACGUAUCAAAGCCAACCACGUUCUCGUCAACUCGGCCAGAGAAACUCUAGAAGAAGACGAUGAUGCCCUACAGACCUACUUUGAAGCGGCCCAAGAGAUGAUCGACGACUUCAAGACCGUUCGCGCCUUCUACCCCGGCCGCGACAAACACAUCAAGUUUACUGGCUAUGGUCGCAACACGAAAAAUCCUGUUGUUGCUGAGAUGGAAGCUAUGAAGAAGCGAAUUGCAGAAGAUGGCAUGGAUGUCGACGAAGAAGUGCCUGACGAAAGCAUCCCCAACAACUUCCACGACAUCAAGUUUACGGAAUGGCUAGACAUGUUUUGCGAAUACGCAUUGCUGCUUGCCAAAGCUGCUGAUAGAGAAAAAUGCUACGAGGUGCUUACAGGCGCAUUCAGCUGUACGGUAUUCUACCACAGCCUUCAGCACAAGACACAAAUCCACGCGACUUGGAUGGCAUGCGCGCUCCUCCUCAACGACGAGCAAAAAGUCUGCGAGGUAGGCCGCUUCUUCAUCAUCGAAUGGCCUCACAGCGGCGCCGCCUACCAACUCUUCGCCGCUGUAAACCGUUUGUUUGCCGGCUACAGUAACUGGUUCAACAGCGGACCCACCCAAAAAUUCAUCCUGCGUCAAGUAAAAGCCCUCGAUUACGCCCUCUUGGACCCAGAAUCUCGCGCCCUCUACGCGUUCACAGGUCAAGAACGCAGCUCCUACACUCAUGCCGGCAAACGCGAUGCAAACCCUUACUCCCUCCCCGACCUCGAUGCCGGCGUCAUCUCCNUCUACGGCCACAUAAUGGCAGCAGCGCAAUCCUGGACGUCGGCACUAAACUACUAUUUCCGCGUCUUGACCUUGGAUCCAGAUAACAUUGCUAUCAAUCUCUGUUUGGCAACUGCAUACAUGCAAAUGGCAAUGAAACGGCAAGCAGAAAACAGACAUUGGCAAAUUUACCAAGGACUGGCGUUUUUGGAGAAAUAUGUGCGACUGAGGAUGAAGAGUGGGAGCGCUAUUCAUGAGCAAGAGGCUGUGUAUAAUGUAGGGCGCUCGUGGCAUUUGCUGGGGAUUAUGCAUUUGGCUAUUCCCGAGUAUGAGAAGUGUCUGGCGUUGGCUGAUAAGGUUAGGGAGGAGGCGAGAGAGAAGAGGAGACAGCAAGAAAGCGAUGAUGGUGAGGUCGAGGACGAAGAGGAAACAGAUCCUGAAGAGUUUACGCAAGAGGCGGCGUUUGCGUUGAUGCACAUUCUCGCUAUGAACAGUAACGAGAAGGCGGCGAGAAAGAUUGCGGAAAAGUAUCUCGUCAUGUGA
Aureobasidium vineae is the source of this 3687-nucleotide messenger RNA. NCBI's taxonomy places the organism in Eukaryota, Fungi, Ascomycota, Dothideomycetes, Dothideales, Saccotheciaceae. The record is from the annotation of a GenBank genome assembly.